This is a messenger RNA of Stylonychia lemnae, 1689 nucleotides long. The record is from the annotation of a GenBank genome assembly. NCBI's taxonomy places the organism in Eukaryota, Ciliophora, Spirotrichea, Sporadotrichida, Oxytrichidae.
AUGAUUCCUGAGGGCUCAAAUUUAAAAUUCUUGGAACAAAAUUAUGCAAUCGGAAUUGACCUAGGUAUCUCAUAUUGCAGAGCAUGCUUGUUCGAUGGUGAGAAAUUUAUGAUGAUACCCAAUGAGAUAAACGAGAUAGCUACUCCAUCUUACAUAUCAUUCACUGAAACAGGUGUUUUAGUUGGUCAAAAAGGCAAGGAUGAAAUUUUACAUAAUCCAUAGAACACAAUAUUCAAUAUAAAGCGACUAGUCGGUUAAAGAUUCUCAGAUUUGUAAGUGCAAGAGGACAUAAAAAAUCUGCCUUUUAUUAUUGAGCAAGGCCCAGGUGACAAGCCACUAAUAGUAGUUGAGUUGAAAAAAAGAAUCUUUAAGUUUUAUCCUGAGGAGAUAUAUUCUUUCUUAAUUGAAAAGAUUAUUGAGAAUGCGGAAUCAUUAACCAAGCAGCCUGUAAAUGAGGUAGUUGUUACUGUGCCUGCCUACUUCAAUCGAGCUUAAAUAUAUUAAACUAUAAAAGGAUGCUCUCUUGAUUCUGUUAAAGUACUAAGAACAAUUAAGGAAUCUCAAGCCAUUGCAUUGGGCCUCUAUAGUCUAUAGAAUAUCACAAAUGAGAAAAUAGUUCUAGUCUACAAAGCAGGAGGAGGAUCAUUAGAUGUUUCUAUAAUUAGUAUCCAAGAUUAAAUAUUUGAAGUAAAAGCAAUGAGUGGAGAUAAUCAUCUUGGAGGCGAGGACUUUUUACAAAGAAUAGUAGAGUUUUGUUUAGAGGAAUUCAAACUUCAUUCUAAAGUGGAUUUGAGUGGGGACAAAAACGCUGUCCUUAAACUUAGAUAAGAAUGUGAAAAUGCAAGAAAAAAGUUAACAACAGAUUAUGAUGUAAUGAUUAAGGUUCCUAGAAUUUAUUCGGCUUAUGAUCUUAAGGUAAAUUUCUCUAGAAAACAAUUUGAGGAGCUAUGUUAUGACUUGUUCUAAAGAUGCAUAUAGCCUAUAGUUAGUGCUAUGAAAGAUGCCAAAGUUAAUGCUAUUGAUAUUCAUGAUAUCGUAAUAGUUGGUGGACUUACUAGAACUCCAAGAUUGAAUUAGAUUCUUGAGGAUUUGUUUAAAAACAAGAAUCUUGUUCGACCUCAUAAUCAUCACGAUUUGUCAGCUUAUGGAGCUGCUCUUGAAGCUGGAAUAGUAAUGGGAAAAAUGGGUCCCUAAUUUUAAAAUCUGCUUCAGAUUGAUGCAACAUCAUAUGGAUUGGGGAUAGAAGUUGAUAAUGGAAAGAUGCAAUAUAUAAUCAACAGAAAUACGGCAUUCCCAACUACCAAGAGUGUGAUUUUUACAACAUCUAAAGAUUAUCAAUCUGAGUUUCCAAUUAGAGUAUAUGAAGGCUAGAGUGAGGAUACAAAAUUUGACCUAUUCCUCGGAGAAUUUAAAUUGAUUAAUAUCUAGCCAUCAUUUAAAGGAGUACCAAGGAUUGAAAUAAAAUUUGACAUUGAUGGUUAGAGAAAUCUUACAGUUACCGCAUCAGAAAUGGGAACUUUAAACAGGAGAUAUAUAAAGAUUGAUAGUGAAUGGAUUUCAAAGAUUAAUUUCCAAAAAGAAGCUGAAAUAAAAAACAAAAAUGUAAUCUUUUAGGAGAAUGUGUUUUAACCAAUUUCAAUUUAAAUCUACAAAAAAGAAUCAUAGAUUGAAAUGAUGAGUGAUGUUUGA